This is a messenger RNA of Miscanthus lutarioriparius, 777 nucleotides long. Lineage: Eukaryota; Viridiplantae; Streptophyta; Magnoliopsida; Poales; Poaceae. The record is from the annotation of a GenBank genome assembly.
AUGGAGGUUAGAGCGGGUCAGCAGACAAGGCUGUGGCAUGACUGCUGGUUAGGUGACUGUCCAUUGAAAGUCAGAUUUCAUAACCUAUUCCGAAUUGCAACUAAUCCUGACAUAGCAGUCGCUAAAGCUUUUGAGCAAGGACAAUGGUCCAUCUCGUUUAGGAGACAACUUAAUGAUAACCUAAGAGAAGACUGGCAAGAUCUCCAAGACAUAUUGAGUGAGGUUCAGCUAUCAGAUGGUACAGAUGUAGUUCGCUGGGCAUGGGAAAAGUCAGGAAAAUACUCUACGAGUUCUCUAUACAAAGCAAUGAUCUGUGGAGGUGUCACUGAUACUAGAGCUAUGAUGAUCUGGCAAAGUCCCAUUCCAUUGAAGGUUAAGAUAUUCAUCUGGAUGGCCAUACAUGAUAGAAUCCAGUGCGGAGUUCAGUUAAAAAAGAAGAAGUGGUCAGGCCCGGAGAAAUGUUUUGUUUGUGAUAAACAUGAAACAUCUGAUCAUAUACUUUUCCAAUGUCCUUUGGCUAUUUUCCUGUGGUCAUUCUUGCGGGACUGCUUGGGGUGGUCUGUGUCACCAACCAGCUGUUCCACGCUGUUCUUAGAGAUCGUGGAAAGAUGUCGGGGUGCACUAUGGUCCAUUUGGAAGUCUCGCAAUGAUGUGGUAUUCAACAAGAAGAUCGUGACGUCGCCGAGUAUCCCAGUCCAGGGCUCGAUCCUUGGUGAUGAAGUUCUUCCUCUGAUUGAGACAACCCAAUGUCCAAAACCAUCCCAUGGAUUUUUCUGA